UAUCACUUUAGUUAGUGAAAAAGAUUGAUAAGGAGAUGGUACCCACACAUAUAUAAGCGAAGGCUAGGUGCAUUUUUGUGUCAUAGAAUUUGGGGACAACAUAUUAUAGGGAAGAGUCAAAGUGAAAGAAUCAUAUUGUAGCCAUGAUGGAUUGGGGAGUUGUUCAACAAGGAUGGAGGAAAGGUCCUUGGACUCCUGAAGAGGACAAGUUGCUUAGUGAAUAUGUCAAAUUGCAUGGAGAAGGAAGAUGGACUUCUGUGGCUAGGGGUUCAGGUUUGAAUAGGAGUGGCAAGAGCUGUAGGCUGAGGUGGGUGAACUACCUGAGGCCUGGCCUUAAGAGAGGCCAAAUAACACCUCAAGAGGAAGGCAUCAUAAUUGAACUGCAUGCUCUCUGGGGCAACAAGUGGUCGACUAUUGCUAGAUACUUGCCAGGGAGAACAGAUAAUGAGAUAAAGAACUACUGGAGAACCCAUUUCAAGAAAAGAGAAAAAUCCUCUAGUCAUAAACAAGAAAAGCGAAAAGCUCAAGUUCUCAACAAAAAGUUGCAGCUACAGCAACAACAAGAGCAGCAGCAGCAGCAGCAGCUGGGUGACGAUAAAAUGAAAGCGAUCAACUUUACAAGUGAAGGAAAAAUCCAUGAGGCACAAGAAAAACAAGAGAUGGCUUUCAUGGGUCCCGAUCUGGAAAGUCAAUGCUUGCCUGUGAUGUAUCAAGAUAUUCCAUCAUGGGCAGAUUUUAUGGUGGAAGAUGGAGUACUCUGGGGUGGCCUCUGGAACCUAGAUGAUCAGGUUGAUCAUGCUAGUAACUGCAGCAAGAUUGCCAAGCAAAAUCAAGCAACAGCUUUUUCUUUUGCAGGGGGUUCAGACAAUACCUAUUCUAGCGCUGGAGGAUACAUUUUCUAAGAAUUAAUGGUUUUGGAACAUUAUUAAUUUGUGUCAGCAGAUAAUAAUGAGAGUAUCUUUGAAUCUUGUUAUGGGGUUUUUGUCCCCAAGGUUAGCUGGCUAAUUUUGCCAUGAACUCUCUAACUAUGCGAGUUGCUGUUUGUAUUUGAUACAUUUUAAUUAGUAGCGACUAGUGAGUUAUUCUUCCACACAUGUUCUGUCUUAGGCCAUUUCAGUGGUAGAAUGAGGUUGUUCUCCCACUAUGCAUCUAUGGAAUUUGAAUAAGAUAUCGAUCCUUACUA
Manihot esculenta (cassava) is the source of this 1183-nucleotide messenger RNA. Its product is annotated as transcription factor MYB2. Gene Ontology annotation, biological process: regulation of DNA-templated transcription. Bases 144 to 902 code for a protein of 252 amino acids. The transcript is spliced from 3 exons. The record is from RefSeq and is a predicted model, not a curated record. Gene Ontology annotation, molecular function: DNA-binding transcription factor activity; sequence-specific DNA binding. NCBI's taxonomy places the organism in Eukaryota, Viridiplantae, Streptophyta, Magnoliopsida, Malpighiales, Euphorbiaceae. Gene Ontology annotation, cellular component: nucleus.